AUGCGAAGCCGAACUGCUGGCGACACCAGCUUUCGUGUUCCUGCGUGUGCUCGGAGCUGGCUAGCUCUCUCAACUUUGCGCGCGGGUGUUCUCCUUCGCCGUUCACCGACAAAAGCGCGGUCGAGCGGCCCUCCAGCUGCUCUUCCAUGGUUGAUAUCCACAGAAGCCUCUUUUUACAUCAAUCCUACGUCUACAAUGUCCACCAUCUUCUCGUUUGGUUGGCCCCCGGGUUAUGCAGAGGACAACCGUGACUCCUUCGAAUACUGCAUCCAGCACCGCGUCGUGGUAUCAAUCGUCAAUCUUAGCGACUACCUGGGAGCCGCUGGUGUCCACCGAGAGCAACUUACCGUCUCCGUUAUUGUCAACGUCACCGACGACCCAACCCCUUACUCCCGCCUCUCGCCGCUAAGGCACUGCCGCCGGCUGGGCAAGGCGGAGGUGCAAUGCGUCCUUCAUCAGCAGCAAUUAAGUCAACCUUUUCAAUCGGGGGCCAAAAGAAGCGGCUUACUAACAAAGAGCACAGAUUCAGCGCCGACAAGGCCACUGCCAGAUCUUCUUCAGCCAGCUUUUCCCUACGCCGCGCGACGUCGAACAACUUGUCAGGAGAGACUCCAAGCGCCUCUUUGA
This is a messenger RNA of Mytilinidion resinicola, 627 nucleotides long. RefSeq lists its product as uncharacterized. The record is from RefSeq and is a predicted model, not a curated record. NCBI's taxonomy places the organism in Eukaryota, Fungi, Ascomycota, Dothideomycetes, Mytilinidiales, Mytilinidiaceae. The transcript has a single exon. Bases 1 to 627 code for a protein of 208 amino acids.